GUCGGCAAUCAUCGGAGGAGGGUCGGCAGUCAUCGGAAGGGGACACACUGAUUACCCAAAUAGGCAAAUGUCAACAGAAUAUCAAGUUUCUGAGGGAGCACCGAUGCUGCCACCAAAAGUAGGUUCAAAGAAGAAUACUAAGGCUACGACCAGUCAGGGAGAAUCGGUUUACGAAGUCAACGACCGCCGUACAAGUAUAGGUAUCCCCAGAGAAGUUCAUGCGUGUGGUGACGCCACUCGAAGAGUUAAAAAGCUUGGGCAACGCAGAGGGAUGCUUCGAAGCGGGGACUUUGAAGACACUGUGAUUCCCGAUAAUCUGUCAAAAAAUGUAACCUCCUUUAAAAAAUCCGUAAGGCCUGUAGGGAAUUUGAGUAAGUUUAGUGUGCGGGAGGUCGUUCAACUAUUUCGUCAACUUGGAUUUCGUGAAGAAGUUAUAUUGUGUUUUUCCGGUAAUCGUAUCGAUGGUGGCGCAUGUUCCCUUUUAACUAAAGCAGACAUGAAACGCUACAGGAUGAACGAGAAAGAAAUAUCUCUGCUCCAGGAUUAUAUUCAGGAAUCUAAACAUAGUACGCAGCGUGUUACAAGUAAUAUUUACGAAGUGUCUUAAGAUCUAAAAGAACUAUAAACAUC
Messenger RNA from Saccoglossus kowalevskii, 630 nucleotides. RefSeq lists its product as uncharacterized. Lineage: Eukaryota; Metazoa; Hemichordata; Enteropneusta; Harrimaniidae. The record is from RefSeq and is a predicted model, not a curated record.